AGGAAGGAGAGAAAGAAAAAAAGAAAGAAAAGAAAUUGCUUUCCGACACUGAAAUUUGGACUUUGCCUUUCUCUCUCUAUCACAUGCUGCAAUUUGCUUUACUGGAGAAAACAGAAAAAGAGGCUGAUAAUCUGGAAGAUUGUUUGGACUGUCCUGGACUGCACUUCCACCUUUGGAAGGUUGGACUCUCACCUGGCUGAUGAAUUAACCUGUCCCUGAGAUUGUUCUCUUGGAGACAUCACCAGUCUGAGGAAGGACAUGGCCUCCAUUUCUUACAUCCUACGAGCCUGGAUUUUGCUCUUCCUUCAUGGCUGCGUCACAGGUUAUCCUAAGCAAACACGCUCCGUGUCAGCAGACACAAGAAACUGUAUGGUUAACCCACCGUACUUGCCACCUACGGCGAUUGUGACUAGCGAGCGGCUGAAGGCCCUGCGUGAGCGCAUGAGAACGCACAAUCUGACAGCCUAUAUUGUGCCUAACACUGAUGCACACCUGAGUGAAUACAUUGCAGAACGGGACAAGCGACUCACUUGGAUGUCGGGUUUUUCAGGAUCGUCUGGGACUGGCGUGAUCACCCUGCAGAAAGCUGUUCUCUUCACGGACAGCCGGUACUGGAUCCAGGCGGAGCGUCAGAUGGACUGCAAUUGGGAGCUGCAGAAAUCAGUGUGGGUCACCGCUAUUGGACAAUGGCUACUCAAUGAAGUUCCUGCUGGGGAAACCGUUGGAUUGGACCCCUUCCUCUUUUCUGUCGACACUUGGGACAGCUAUCACCAGAUCCUGGAAGAUGCCAAUAGGAUCUUGAAAAUGCCUGAAGUGAACCUGGUGGACCUCGUGUGGGGCAGCGAGCGGCUUCCUCCGCCUACCAACACAAUCUAUCGCCUUACAGAUGACUUCAUUGGAAGUACCUGGCAAGAGAAGGUUGCCCACGCUCGGUCGCAGAUGGAGCAACACAGCAAGGAGCCCACAGCAAUUUUGCUCUCUGGUCUUGAGGAGACGGCAUGGCUCUUCAAUCUUCGAGGAGAUGACAUUCCUUACACCCCCGUCUUCUACGCUUACACUCUUCUCACCAAGACAGAUAUCAGUCUGUUUGUGAACCGCAGUCGGCUGAGCCCCGAAGCCCUCCAGAUGUUGACCGCAGGAUGUCCGGGAUCUCUGUGUGUGAAGGUGGAAGACUACGGCCGGAUAGGUGACAGCGUGAGAAAAUAUGCCCACCAAGAUGGCGUGAUGAUCUGGAUCGGAACAGAAUACACAACUCUGGGGCUUUACAAGGAGAUCCCUCAAGAAAACCUCUUAGAGGACGAUUAUUCUCCUGUCAUGCUCUCCAAGGCUGUCAAAAACUCCAAGGAGCAGAAGAUGAUGGAAGCUGCUCAUAUACGCGAUGCUGUGGCGCUGAUCCAGUAUUUGGUUUGGUUGGAAAAGAACGUGCCCAAGAACUCUGUGGAUGAGGUGUCUGGAGCACAUUACCUGGACACGCUACGAAGGGAAGAGCUCUACUGCCAGGGGCCGAGCUUUCAGACCAUCUCAGCUAGUGGCUUGAAUGCGGCCUUGGCUCAUUACAGCCCAUCCAAUUUUACCGCUCAAAAGCUGUCUCCCAAUGAAAUAUACUUAUUGGAUUCUGGGGGCCAAUAUUUUGACGGAACCACAGACAUCACUCGGACCAUCCACUGGGGGGAGCCCACAGCUUUUCAGAAGGAAGCCUACACAAGAGUGCUGAUGGGAAAUAUUGACUUGAGCAGGCUAGUCUUUCCACCCAGAACGUCAGGAAGAAUGGUGGAAGCAUUUGCCCGCCGGCCCUUGUGGGAAGCUGGACUGAACUAUGGCCAUGGCACCGGUCAUGGCAUCGGCAACUUCUUGUCUGUUCAUGAGUGUAAGUGGCAUGAAGGCCAGGUCAGACCACAUACAUGUCUUUGGCCGUUUGGUGACAGCAGAUCUGGUGGGGAAACCACCACUGGUCAGCGUCAGCCAGGAAUGGAGAAGCUGUGGCUUUCCAGGUGUUGCUACAACUGCUUUACAAGCUAGUGGGUCAGCUGAGAGUUGUACUUCUGCAGCAUCUGAAGGGCUUGUUUGGUCAUUUAAUUAUUCAAUUCAAUUCUAAUUGGCUCAAGGGUUUCUCCAGUCCUAGAGCAACACAGUAUGAUUUCAUGGAGAAAAGUUUGGGGCUUUUUUUAUACAUAUGUUUACUGAUAAAAGGGAAUAUCUGUAGCUCAGGGUUGAACUGUGUGGUCCUUUGUGUACUCUGAACUUCAUCGUUUUCUUGCAGAUGUUUCAUUGCCUAACUAAGUAACCUCAUCAGUACUAGAAGGGAGAGUGGUUUGCUGUCUGUUAGUAUACAAGUGGUUUGCCCUGUCAAUUAGCAACCCCAUCUUCAGAUAACAGAUAAUCAGAGUUGGAAGGGACCUUGUAGGU
Molecule: messenger RNA, 2406 nt
Organism: Pseudonaja textilis
Lineage: Eukaryota; Metazoa; Chordata; Lepidosauria; Squamata; Elapidae
Source: RefSeq, a predicted model, not a curated record